CGUCUCUUCAACAUUCGUCAGCGGGCGAAUCAGAUGUAGUCCAAGUCGAGAAGGACAAGGAGGAGGAGCAGAAUUCUAGCGCAUCUCCAACAAGACGAGCCUUUCACACUCUUUUCGUGCUCUUCUCCUCGUAAUACGUCGAACAGUCGAGCCAAAUUUCCGCGCCGGCUCCACAGCAAAACGGCAGAUAAGCCAGCUGCUAGCGUUGCUACACGCGAAAUAAGCUAGUAGGUUUUCGGGGGCGCAAUUUGGAUGAGCAUCUUCUCUCCCGUUCGGCAGCAGAAUGGACCGCAGCGGCACGCUAUCUGAGUCUCCAGCCUUUCCCUUCUCGAAAAUGGUGGAGAGGCGAUCCAAAAAGGAGAAGCAGUCCACCGAGGACGCGCACAGCUCCAACGCUGAAGACAAGAGCGAAGACGAGCCGCUGAUUAAGCUCAAGACAAAGAAGAAGGAAAGCAAACUAUCCCCCUUUCAUGGCAAAAAAUCUAAGAGUGCAGCGGAAGACAGCUCCGACAACGGUCCUCUGGUGAAAGCCAAAGCUGGCAAGAAGUUGACGUCACCACCCAAGAAAUCUGCCCAGCCCAAGAAGAAGAAAGAUGUUCCGGAUGAGGACGCGAGCUCGGACGACGAGCCACUUAGCGCAAUUUCCAAGAAGCUGAAGGGUCAAACCAAGGAAAGCGUGCCCGCGGGCACCUCCGCACAAGCCGGCGAGGCCACAUCCAAAAGGAAUGCUGCAAAGAAAAGAGUCAAAUAUGCGGAGUCUUCCAACGAGAGCUCGGACGACGACCCGCUGGCGGCCGUCGCGAGGAAGAAGGCGAUCGCCGCUCGGCAGCCGACGCCCGCCGCCAAAAGCGGCAAGAAAACCAGAGCCAAGCGCGCGAGCAGAACGCAGCAAGAGUCUUCGUCCUCAGACGACGGCUCCUACAUUGACGGCAACGACGACAACGACGACAAUGACGACGACGACGACGUGCCCCUGGUGAACCUCGUCGCGAAGCAGAGGAAACCGGCGGAGGACAAGAAUAAGGCAGCAAAAAAGAGCGGCGUGACACAUGGCAGUGCUUCCAAAAAGAGACGAGGUCAGUCCGACGAGAGUUCGGAUGACGAGCCCCUCGUCAACCUGGUGAAGAAAUCCCCAGUGGAGAAAAAGUCCAAGGUGAAAAAAACGGCCCCGGCUCCCAAGAAGAGAGCGGCGACUCCCAAAGCUGCCAAGAAGUCGGCGGCGCCAGGCGUCAGCUCCGACGACGAGCCGCUGAUGGAAGCCGUCACGCACCCACAAGUGACCAAAACUCUCCGCAUCAAACUGGAGAGGUGCGAGAUUAAGGAAGCUGCCGCCACGGGAAGUCAAGCAGAAUGGCGGCUGGCCAAGGAGCCCAGCGAGAAACUCGAGGAGAGUUCCGAGUAAUCAUUUCGGCCACAAUAAGCUCUUCGUGUUCAUACCUGUUUCCUAAAAGAAUCUUUUUGGCGAGAUGCCCCCUAAACAGUGUUUAAUGUUGGAAAAAAAAAGAAAAAAAACUUUUUUACAUGUGAAUGCU
Molecule: messenger RNA, 1532 nt
Organism: Phycodurus eques (leafy seadragon)
Lineage: Eukaryota; Metazoa; Chordata; Actinopteri; Syngnathiformes; Syngnathidae
Product: nucleolar protein dao-5-like
Exons: 10
Coding region: 284-1402 (372 amino acids)
Source: RefSeq, a predicted model, not a curated record